CAGCGGUGAUACCGAGGUUGGGCUGCCGCCGGAGAGACCCGGAGUCAGGGCAAACAUCCAACCAGUUCACCCAAACUGGCAUCGCAGCGGGGCUGAGGGGCUGCCCCUGCGAGUUUAAACCUGAAUACUACUUAGGUUGGAUACUGCGCCUCUCCCUGUCACCACCGCCCGUCCUCCUGAUGUCGGAUUUCAAGCUCGGGAUCGUAAGGCUCGGCCGUGUGGCCGGGAAGACAAAAUACACACUGAUCGAUGAGCAGGACAUACCGCUUGUGGAAAACUAUGCUUUUGAGGCGCGCAUGGAGGUAGAUGCGGAUGGCAAUGGAGCUAAGAUCUUUGCCUACGCUUUUGACAUUGGCAAAGGCCGCUGGGCAGGACGACCGUUACAUGAGCUGCUCUGGGAGAAGCACAGAGGAGGCAUUGCCCCCAGUUUUCAAGUCAUCCACAUCAACUCUGUGACAGUAGACAACCGACUAGACAACCUGCGGCUGGUGCCAGUGGGCUGGAGCCCCAAGCCAGAGGAGAUUUCCAGCAAGCAGAGAGAGCAAUCUCUGUACUGGCUGGCAAUCCAGCAGGUACCGGCUGACCCCGUGGAGGAGCAGUAUCUGGAGCUGAGCCGCACACGCUACUACAACGCUAACGGGGAGCUGGUUGAGGAAGAGGAGUGCUCCUGCACCUACUAUGAGUGUCAUUAUCCCCCUUGUUCACUCAUUGAGAGGAGGCUCCGAGAGUUCAACAUCUGCGGUCGCUGCCAGGUGGCACGCUACUGUGGCUCCCAGUGCCAGCAGAGGGACUGGCCCGCCCACAAGAAGCAGUGUCGUGAGCGCAAGCGAGUGCUGGCCCUGGAGUCAGAGCCCGAACGAUGAUCUGCCCUCAUCCUCGCCUGGCAG
Chelmon rostratus (copperband butterflyfish) is the source of this 887-nucleotide messenger RNA. RefSeq names its product zinc finger, MYND-type containing 19 (gene zmynd19). The transcript is spliced from 6 exons. Lineage: Eukaryota; Metazoa; Chordata; Actinopteri; Chaetodontiformes; Chaetodontidae. Bases 180 to 863 code for a protein of 227 amino acids. The record is from RefSeq and is a predicted model, not a curated record.